UAUUUCUUCAGAUUUUGGAUCAACUAUGGAUUUCCAGGUAUAAUCGGUGCUGUUGAUGGAACCCACGUCGCUAUUUGGCCUCCAGAAAAAGAACUAGAACAUUUAUAUAUUAACAGAAAGUUAUACCAUUCAUUAAAUAUUUUGAUAGUUUCUGACUAUUAUGGAAAAAUAUUAACUGUAAAUAGUGGACAUGGCGGGAGAACGCAUGAUGCACGCGUUUGGAAUGCAUCAACUGUCUCAGCACAUUUGGAACAGCAAUAUAAUAAUGGGCGGAGAAAUUAUUGGUUGUUAGGCGACUCAGCAUACCCUUUAUUACCUUAUUUAAUGACACCAAAAUUGGGCCAACCUGAAGGAUCACCUUCUGCUCGUUACACCGAUGCUCACGUAAGAGCAAGCUCACGUAUUGAACAAACAAUUGGAGUUUUGAAGGGACGGUGGAGAUGCCUAAGGAAGGAAAGAGGACUGCAUUAUUCACCAGAAUUUUCUGCACUUAUUGUCAAUGCUUGUUGCGUUCUUCACAAAGCGGCUAAAUUCUACAAUGUACCUGAACCUGAAAUAUAUUAUGAUGACUUAGAUAUGGACGAAAGAAAUAGAAUAUGGGACAAUGAGAAUAGAAAUGGUAAUGACAUUCGAGAAAGCAUUAUACGUUUAUAUUUUUCUUAA
Messenger RNA from Trachymyrmex cornetzi, 663 nucleotides. RefSeq names its product putative nuclease HARBI1. The record is from RefSeq and is a predicted model, not a curated record. The transcript is spliced from 4 exons. Lineage: Eukaryota; Metazoa; Arthropoda; Insecta; Hymenoptera; Formicidae. The annotation marks the transcript as partial.